Molecule: messenger RNA, 1437 nt
Organism: Peromyscus leucopus (white-footed mouse)
Lineage: Eukaryota; Metazoa; Chordata; Mammalia; Rodentia; Cricetidae
Gene: Tmem218
Product: transmembrane protein 218
Exons: 7
Coding region: 475-897 (140 amino acids)
Source: RefSeq, a predicted model, not a curated record
CCACGCUUUGCGUUGCCCGGAGCCACAGCAAACGUAAGAUACGGAGGAGGAAGCCAAAUGCUGAAAGAGCAACUUUGAUUCGUCCAUCAUAAAUCUCCUAAAUGAAACCCUACUUGUGAUUCGUCCAAAGUAGACCAAAGCCCCCCGAGAGCUGGAUGGAGUGCGAGGUGUGAGUCCGGGUAAGGAACCUGAGAGCCAGGACUUGGUUCUGAACACUGGGGUGUGGGCAAGGUGUCACCCACCAGCAGCCUUAAGCCACACUACCGUCUCUGGAUUCUCCAUCUGCCCUGGACAGGAAGUUGUCCUGUGAUAGAUCUUAGUUUUCUCCCUUAAGAUCUUCAGCCUGGUGAUAGGAUUUCCCACUGAACCUGAAGUCCACCAACUGGCUAGGUUGGCUAGCCAGUGAGCUCCAAGGCCCUCCUUUCCCCAUAUCCUAGUGCUGGGAUCGCAGAUGGACACCCCUGCUUUUAUUUCAUGCUUAGAGUCUCUUUUCCAGUAAGCUUACAACGGAACACUUCAAUCUAUUUCCAUUGUAUUCAAAUCAUAAGGAUGGCUGGCAUGGUGCUGGGAGUGGGUGCUGGUGUGUUCCUCCUCGCUCUGAUCUGGGUGUUGGUGCUGCUGCUGUGUGUGCUGUUAUCCAGAGCCUCUGGGAUAGCUAGGUUCUCCAUUGUCUUUGUCUUCCUUGGUGCUCUGAUAAUCACUACAAUUCUUCUGCUUUUCCCUCGAGCCAGUGAAUUCCCAGCCCCAGAGGUGGAAACGAAGAUUGUGGAUGCCUUUUUCAUCGGCCGCUAUGUCCUGCUGGCUUUCCUCAGUGCAGUCUUUCUUGGAGGCCUCUUCUUGCUUCUUACUCAUCAUGUGCUGGAACCAAUCUAUGCCAAACCACUGCGGUCCUGCUGAGCAUGGUAACAGAAACAUGGGACAUUUUGAUGCCAUGGAUGAGCACAAAGGUACUCUCUGGAGCAUUGAUGACGACCUUCAUGUCUUCAGACCAGAGGCAUGACUGUUGGUCACUAAGACAAACCUCUUGAGCCCUGGCUUUCAGAACUCAGCAGCAAAACAGACUCUGGGUGUAGACUGUCACCAUCUGAAGACGGAUCCAUCCGACUGUCUUCUCGGUACCCAUACUCCCGGACUUCUGUCUCUUUUGAAUGGGAAGUAGUGACAGUGGUCUGCUUGGGGUAGAUGUUCAGUCAAGCCAUCAGUAGUGGAUCUGGGGAGAAGAAGGCUCUGUAGACCAACAGAAGAACCUGGUCCUUUUGUUUGGAAGAGAAAGGCCUUCAGACACGAAAGGCCGCUUUACUGCGAUAGCUUAGAGGUUGUGUUCGGCAGCAGUUACUGGCCACUCCUUAUGUAAUUCCACAGAGCUCUAGAAAGUGAGUGGCACUUGCCUGCGUCUGAUAAAGCAAUAAACAGCUACCAAAGGGCUUUCUCUUCAAA